Aspergillus wentii DTO 134E9 is the source of this 985-nucleotide messenger RNA. RefSeq lists its product as uncharacterized. Bases 395 to 892 code for a protein of 165 amino acids. Lineage: Eukaryota; Fungi; Ascomycota; Eurotiomycetes; Eurotiales; Aspergillaceae. The record is from RefSeq and is a predicted model, not a curated record. The transcript has a single exon.
GCGCCACAUUAUUAUUAAUUGCAGAAGAUUUGUUGGUGAGAGCUCCUCGAUUGAGAUCAUGAUGACCUGGUCUGAAGCUGAGGGCUGAGUGUGGAGAGCAAUGCAUCGACCAACGCCAUCAUGCCAUCAUGACAGCAUCAUGGCAGCAUUGGAAAAUUGUCCUAUCAUGUAAAACAUUCGAGCAAAGAUGCAGCAAAAAGGGGUGAUAUUGCAAUGAUUGUGAUGGAAAUCAUAUGCUGGGGCUGCAUGUCGGACAGGAUUUCCUGCCAGCCAGACGUGGGACAGUGGAUACAUCAUCCGACACUGUCAACAACAAGAGAUAUGCCCUGAGAUGAUCCUAAGAUAAAAUAAUUCCGUAGAUAUUAAUAUCAUCACUAUAAUAAUAGUACUCCAUAUGAAUAGAAGAGGACCAACGUGUGCCCCUUUAUGUACGCAAGCGCCGCGAUGCUCCACUGCUAAACCGCGUCGCUUUUGCCGUCGAUCCCCGAUUUGCGUCUCUCUCCUCUCGACAUCUCCUCCAUUCAUCUGGUUGCAUAUCACCAACUCAACCUUGCAGAUAUUCAUCGCUUAUUCGCCUCAAUCCGGCGACCAAAGACAGGCAGAUCUCCGAUUGACAAGACCAGAGCUGGUUCUCCCCCUCUUGUCUCAUCCCACACUCGUUUUCCUGUCUGUCUGUCUGCUGCAGCCACAACCCAACUGGCCCAGCCCUUUUUCAGCUCUCAGCUCAGCUGUGACCGAUCAUCCAUCACAUUCUCUCUCGCUCUUUUCCCUCUUUUUACUUUUUUCUCGCUGGAUUUCUUUCUUUUCUUUCUCGCAUCGUCAUCCCGAGGCCAUCCUCUGUAUUUUUCACCCUUCCGUAUCUUUUGUUCUCAGAUCCUCCGGCCUCACUUGACCAACUGCCAUUAAUCGACGAACGCGUCUCAGCAUGCUCGCUCUUCAGAUUCACUCCUCUUUCCCUACUGAUAUCACAACCCGACCUCUCUUA